Molecule: messenger RNA, 1915 nt
Organism: Lycium barbarum (goji berry)
Lineage: Eukaryota; Viridiplantae; Streptophyta; Magnoliopsida; Solanales; Solanaceae
Product: hexose carrier protein HEX6-like
Exons: 3
Coding region: 133-1641 (502 amino acids)
Biological process (GO): monosaccharide transmembrane transport
Cellular component (GO): membrane
Molecular function (GO): monosaccharide transmembrane transporter activity
Source: RefSeq, a predicted model, not a curated record
UUGAUGGACUGCUUAUUAUCUUAAACUCCUAUACAUUAUGCUCCCUAAUUAAGUCAGAGCUCCCAUUCUUGCUCACAAUUUUAACUCUUAAAUCUCCUCUAAAUUCAUAGAAUUUAAACUUGAGGACAAAAAAUGGCAGUUGGUAUUGCCUCAGUAAGUGAGAAUUCUGAGAAUUACAAUGGCAGGAUUACAUGGUUUGUGGUGUUAUCAUCCAUGGUAGCUGCCACUGGAGGAAUCAUCUUCGGCUAUGAUAUCGGAAUUUCAGGUGGAGUUAUCUCGAUGGUGCCGUUUCUGAAGAAAUUUUUCCCAGAUGUGUACACUAAGAUGACAGAAGUUGCCGAAAUAAGCAACUACUGUAAAUUUGACAGCCAACUUCUGACCUCUUUCACCUCCUCACUCUACAUUGCUGGCCUUAUUGCUUCCUUCUUUGCCUCACCAGUCACUCGCACAUAUGGCCGUAGACCAUCAAUUAUAGUCGGUGGAGUAGCAUUUCUCAUCGGUUCUGCCCUUGGAGGUGCAGCAUCCAAUAUCUACAUGCUAAUACUUGGUCGCGUCCUGCUAGGUGUAGGAGUUGGUUUUGCAAAUCAGGCAGUCCCUUUAUACCUCUCAGAAAUGGCACCUCCCAAGUACCGGGGAUCUUUCAAUAUCGCGUUCCAAUUUUGUGUAGGGAUUGGGGUUCUAUUAGCUAGCCUUCUUAACUACGGCGUUGAAAAGAUCAAAGGUGGUUGGGGAUGGAGAAUUUCCUUGGCAAUGGCUGCAGCUCCUGCAACAUUUCUAACAGUAGGAGCACUUUUUCUCCCAGAAACCGCAAACAGCCUAAUUCAGCAUGGCAAUGAUCAUCAAAAAGCUAAGCAUAUUUUACAACGCGUACGAGGUACAACCGAUGUUCAAGCAGAACUAGACGAUCUCAUCAAAGCAAGUGACAAGUCAAAAGCUGUCAAGCACCCUUUCAAGCAAAUUAUUAAACGGAUAUACAGGCCUCAACUUGUUAUGUCCAUAGCUAUACCAUUCUUCCAACAGGUGACGGGAAUCAACGUUAUCUCCUUCUACGCUCCAAUUCUCUUCCAAACGAUAGGCCUAGGCGCGAGUGCAUCCCUUUUGUCAGCUGUGGUGACAGGGCUGGUGGGGACCAGCGCGACUUUCUUAGCGUUGUUGAUAGUUGACAAGGUCGGGCGAAGAGCUAUGUUCAGUUUCGGGGGAAUCGUUAUGUUUGUAUCACAAAUGUUGAUAGGGGGAAUAAUGGCAGCUAAGUUAGGAGAUCAAGGGGUGUUGAGCAAGGGGUAUGGGUUAUUGGUUUUAGUCUUGGUGUGCAUUUAUGUUGCAGGUUUUAGUUUGUCUUGGGGUCCUUUAGGAUGGUUAGUUCCAAGUGAAAUAUUUCCAUUAGAAAUAAGGUCAGCAGCACAAAGCAUAACAGUAGCUGUUGGUUUAAUCUUCACUUUCAUAAUUGCUCAGACUUUCUUGGUUAUGCUUUGUCAUCUCAAAUCUGGGAUUUUUUUCUUCUUUGGGGGGUGGGUUGCAAUUAUGACUGGAUUUGUCUACUUGUUAUUGCCAGAGACAAGGAAUUUGCCAAUUGAAAGUAUGGAAAAAAUCUGGAUAGACCACUGGUUUUGGAAGAGAUUUGUUAAUGAUGAACAAGACUAGGAGAAGGGUGAGAAUUAAGCUAUUGCCACUGAUUUGGUUAUCAAGCAAUUCCAAUAUAAUACAGUAGUGCAAGUUUAACAUACUUCCGGUUGGAUAUGAAGUAAGUUUUGGUUUGUAAUUCGAAAAAGAUUACAGUUCAAUACUCCUGCAUCUAGAGGAAUUCUACUUUGUUAGUUUGAUCUUUUCUAGUCUUUCUGUCAAUGUACUCAACAGUAGAGUGGCACCAAUUAUUUUCACAUUCAUGAAAAAUGGAUAAUUUUAUAUUUAUGCAACA